Messenger RNA from Gryllus bimaculatus (two-spotted cricket), 288 nucleotides. The record is from the annotation of a GenBank genome assembly. Lineage: Eukaryota; Metazoa; Arthropoda; Insecta; Orthoptera; Gryllidae.
AUGGUAGAUCAGGAGGUCUCAGCAGGGAGGCGCACGACACCAAAUCCGGAGCGUUUUCGCUAUCGCACUCGGUCCGUCCACGCGAACCCCGGCGCGCCCCGACCGCAGAUAAAGCAGCGAAGGGCGGCGCGUGGCGGCGCAGCGGAUGACUCACGCGGACGCCACGUGGCGGCGCCACGCUGCCUGCAGCGGCGGCCGCGCCGCCCCCCACCACGCCUCGCCCUUCACCCCCUCCCGGGCCCGAAUCCGCCCGACCGCAUCCGUUUGUUCAACAUCAGACCAUUUUGA